GCUCGUUGGAUUGACCAAAAGAAGGCCCGAGAUUUCAGAUUCAUGCUAGAUGUGUGCUGUUGGUUGGACCUCGCUCUCAUAUUCAUUAUUCUUCAGAUCGCUUUCUUCGUCGCCUUCGCGCUCAUGCCACCACCAGAAGGCCAUGCCCUCGAGGAUUGGCUCAGUCUCAUUCGCGGAUUGCGCACCACGGCUAUCUUAUUCUACGAACUACCUUUCAUAUUUCGAAAGACUCAGUGGAUUUCCAUUUGUCGCCGACACCGUCUUCCAAGCAAUACGACCGAAUUCGGAUCAAUAAUGAGCUUGGUUCAACAGCUUAUCCUCAUCGGAAUCAUCGAGCCACAGAUGAUUCAG
This is a messenger RNA of Colletotrichum navitas, 351 nucleotides long. RefSeq lists its product as uncharacterized. The annotation marks the transcript as partial. The record is from RefSeq and is a predicted model, not a curated record. Lineage: Eukaryota; Fungi; Ascomycota; Sordariomycetes; Glomerellales; Glomerellaceae. The transcript has a single exon.